Molecule: messenger RNA, 1326 nt
Organism: Pseudophryne corroboree (corroboree frog)
Lineage: Eukaryota; Metazoa; Chordata; Amphibia; Anura; Myobatrachidae
Gene: HDIP1
Product: chromosome 11 C16orf87 homolog
Exons: 5
Coding region: 125-721 (198 amino acids)
Source: RefSeq, a predicted model, not a curated record
AGCAGUGUGCACGGGGGCGCGCUUGCCUGCGUCUUGCUGCGAUACGUUCACGCCGGAGUGCGCGCUGCCGCCCCCGCCAGCCGACAGGCGGAGAGAGAGGGAGAGAGGGGCCCCGGGGGCGAGCAUGUCCCUGGCCGCCGCCGCUGCCGCCGCCAGAGCCAGGAAAGUGAAAAUGGCCACCAAGUCCUGCCCGCAGUGCGACCAACAGGUUCCUGUUGCAUGCAAGUCAUGUCCUUGUGGUUACAUAUUUAUCAGCCGGAAACUUCUGCACGCAAGACAGACUGAGAGAUUAACGCCCACCUCAGAAAACCGCUCCGAUCCCAAAAGACGGAGAACAGAGAGAAUUAAGAGAGAGCGGAUCAUCUCCACGGUCAGCAAGGACUUGGAGAACAGACGGAGGUCCCGGUCUAACAGCCAGUCAGACUCGACACGCCGUGGCAGGGGGCGGCCAAAGACCGCAGCCACCAAGAGGCAAGAAGAGGAAAAAGCAGCGAGGAGCUUCAAGGACACUGGAUUUGAUGGGCCAGCGUCAAGAAACAGCGAGGAAACCAGAGGGCAGCGCGGGGACCGCGGCAGCAGGAGGCAGCUGUGGAUAGGAGAAGAGAAACAAGAAAAGGAGGUGGAUAUGUACGCCAACCUAUCGGAUGAAAAGGCUUUCGUGUUUUCAGUGGCCCUAGCAGAAAUUAACAGAAAAAUCAUCAAUCAGAGACUUAUACUAUGACCUACCUCUGACCGCGGGACGGGGGAUAACACUGCUGACGUUCAUGCAGAGUCCUCUGUGUACAGAACUGUUAUUUGGCCAUCAGAGAUAUUCUAAAAGAUCGGCCCCUGCACUAAAGACCGUUUUCUACCAAGUGAUACCGCAAUAUCAUAAUGCUUUAGAUUUUUUUUUUUCUUUUUUUUUUUUUUUUAGUUUACGUUAUAAGUUAGAAAAUAUGGUAAUUUUAAUCCUUUUUUUUUUUUUUUUUUUUUUUUUUUUAAGAACAGGGGGUAAAUUUACUAUGAUGGUAGUUUUAUUUAAGAUGGGAUGUUGCCCAUAGCAACCAAUCAGAUUCUACUUCUCAUUUAUUUAGCACCUUCUAGAAGAUAAUACCUGGAAUCUGAUUAGUUGCUAUGGGCAACAUCACAUCUUAAAUAGAACUCCCAUCUUAGUAAGUUUACCCCCAGGAGUGAAUCCGGCUGGCAGCUGGACUUGUGUAUUUAAAUGCUUGAUAUAAAAAAAUAUAUAUAUAUAUAUAUUGCAAUUUUAUAAUUUAAAAUAAAUAGAGAUUGACAAAUGUACAGUUUAUAUAACCUUUAUAUAUUAAAUGGAUGCCGCCAUCAGAA